CCCCGCAACCCGCCCACCACCCUCCCUCUUCCCUUCGGUGCGUCUCUGUCCGCCCGCCCGCAGCAGUCUCCUUCCCGGCGAGGUUUCACUACAGAGAUGGCUGCGAAAGUGUGCAGAUCGAUACUCCUGUUGUCCCGGAGCAGCGGAGCGGUGGCCGGCAGCCUCCCCGCACUUGUUGUCUCUUCACAGCGACACCAUCAGCACAUACGACCGCAGGACGUACUGUCUGCUCCUUUCACCCGCCAGACUGUCAGGAGAGCACAUGGCCUACGGUCAGCAGCCCAGUGCACACUCUUCACCCAGCCUCCCACUGCCCUGUCUCCACAGGUUUGGAGGGGCAGCCCAUCAUGGCAUGGUCAGAGACUGUUGUGUUCCUCCGCUGCUCCAGAAGAGGUGACGGUGGCUUAUCAGAAUGGGCUGCCGGUGAUCUCAGUCACGUUGCCUUCCAGGCGAGAGCGCUGCCAGUUCACCCUCAAGCCUCUCAGUGACUGUGUGGGAGUUUUUCUGCAACAGCUCCAGGCAGAGGACAGAGGCAUUGACCGGGUAGCCAUCUACUCCAUAGAUGGAGCAAGGGUUGCCUCCUCCACAGGUAUAGACAUCCUGCUGCUGGAUGACUUCAACCUCGUCAUUAAUGACACCACAUACCUCGUGCAGCCACCGAGAAGAGAAAUACUCCCCCACGAGGAGGCAGAGAGGCUCAGUGAUGUCAAGUUCCUGGUGCAGCAGCUUUACACCACCCUGCGCAUCGAGGAGCACCAACUUAGCAAAGAGCGUCAGCUGAUUGGACGACUGGAGGACCUCAACUCUCAACUCCGCCCCCUAGAGAAGGUGAGGCAGGAGUUGAGUAAGAAGGCGGAGCGGCGCACCACCUGGGUGCUGUGGGGGGGCAUGGCGUACAUGGCCACCCAGUUCGGCGUCCUGGCCCGGCUCACCUGGUGGGAGUACUCCUGGGAUAUCAUGGAGCCUGUAACCUACUUCAUCACUUAUGGCACGGCCAUGGCCAUGUAUGCCUACUUUGUGCUCACACGUCAGGAGUAUGUUUACCCCGAUGCUAGAGACAGACAAUAUCUGCUGUUCUUCCACAAGGGGGUGAAAAGGACACGCUUCGACAUCGAGAAGUACAACAAGCUGAAGGAUGAUAUUGCCGAGGUGGAGUUGGAUCUGAAGCGUCUUCGGGACCCGCUCCAACUCCAGCUCCCAGUUCAGCAGCUCACCACCAGUGAAAAUUGAUAGAACGAGUGACUCCCUCCCUUCUCGGCUCCUACAAGCUCCUCUCCCUCCACCUCCCUGCUGUCCAACACUCUUCUCCAUCUCCUUUUACCCACAACAGUUUCACACCUCCUCUCCCUCUACCCACCAUCCCUCCCACACUCCAAACUCCCCUCCCCUUCUUGACUGUAGGAGUUAGAAUCUUUUUCCUCUUUUUUUUUUUUUUUUGUUAUUUCUUUUUGUUUGAAUUUUUUUUUUCUUUCUUUCCUGACUGAAAACUCCAGAUGGAAUUGCAAGUUAAAAAAAACUUCUGAAAGACAAAGACGACAAUGACAAGACCAAGCAAAGAAGUCUCGUACCCGGCGAAGGUUGGUGGCGACGAUGGAUAAAAGGACGACGACUUUAAAUGACGACGAAAUAAAACUGGGCACUAUGGAUAUGCCUCAAGUCUCCAGAGAGAGAGACUUAAGUGACCUCCAGGGACAUCGGGAAUGAUCACACCUUUAGACGCUCCAGGACAGAGGACACACAGAAGGGCAUUGUUGAGUGUGUGUGUGUGUGUGCAUGCGUGCCUGUUUGUUUGUGUGUGUGUGUGUGUGUGUGUGUGUGUGUGGGACUUCAGGGUACACUGGGACAAGGGCCCCGACCAUCACGCUGCGGAUUGACACAGCAGUACAGUCUCGCUUCCUUGAGCAGUCAAACUGUCAACACACACACACACCUACUCUUGGUUGGGGGGCCGGCUCCAGGGAGAGACUCUAUCCCAAAUGUUAAAGUUUACAAGAAAGUCCCGACUGCAGUUGCACCAUCAGGGAGACCUUUGGCGUCUUCCCUGAAGCCGAACUCUGCUGCCUCUCCCUCCCUGGGCCACGCCUCCUCCAGGUAACAGACAGCUGUCCUUCCAGUCGUGACCUUUGUCGGGAGCUUGUCUCGGCUCACAGGACGCAGGCACGGCGACGCCUCGUCUCCUCUUCCUGUUGAUUUCCUGUAGCGGCCCGGUCUGCGCAAGUAGGAGAGUACUACCGACAACAACAUCACUGUGUGUUCUUUUAUUCCAAAAAAAAAAGAAAAGAAAAAGAAAAAAAGAAAAUAUUUUGGCACUUUUUAUUUUGAAAGCCAUAUUAUAUUUGUUAUGAGAAGAAUAUAAAUCUAUAUAUGUAUACAAUCAAAUAAACAGAUGACCAGAGGCUAGUUUCUUUCAGUGGGGGGAGGAGCUCUCCUGCGAAACCUAAUUUUGUGACAAGCUCAUAAAGAUCUCCCCCAUCGAGAAGGACCCCACCAUUGCACACCUGCGACAUCACAUACGCACAAAGAAAAAGAGGAUUAUACUGAAUGCUAUAUCAUAUCCAGGUAUCACUAAGAUAGGGACAAAUGGCUUUGGCUGGAAUUAUGGACAGCCAUGUUGUCUUUGACAUCUGUUGUCUCACAAACACAAAUGUCCACACUCUUGGAAAACAAAACAUAACAUUUCUUAAAGAGAUCUGGCAAAAGAAGAACAAGCUGUAGUUACAUAUUGGUUUUGAUUCAGAAUUCCAGAGAGACGAAGACAAUGUUCUAAAAUAUUGGUGUUUUGAUGACGAUGGAGACGAGGUGGAGAGCACUGACUAACAUGUCGGUCCAAGGUCUGUCACAGGUGUCCAGUUGGUUUGGGAUCUGAUGACGACAAAGGCCACAUCACAGCAUACAUCUCGCGUCAUUUUCACACUCAUCAAACCAUCCAAUGACCCUUUAUGCCCUAUGGGUAGUGAUGUUGUCCUGUUUCUCCCCUAUUUGUAUAGGUGUUACCUUAGAGGUGAAGAAACCGAGUCCCCUGCUUCAGACAAAGUGACAGGCAUGUUAUAGUUCAAUAUAUCUGAUGAACUGAAUGGCUUUUAACAAAAAAAAAAAAGAAUCUGCAGUUUAGAGAAGGAGCAGGAUUCGGAUAAUUUGCCUAACCUUCCAUAGUAUCUGAGAUGCACAGACAAAAACAAUAAAAGGCUGCACCUAAAAAUAGAGCAACAUGACACUGAUCACUGAUUCAUAGCGGCUUGCUUUCUCCUAAAAUAAAGCCAGAGCUUUCUCCUCCCACUGUUGCUGUAAUGCCCCCUGCUCCCUUGAUGGCAAGGCAGGGUAGACUGCAUGCUGUGGUAUGCCCUCAGUAGAAAUUUGUGAAUGUGUAGGAGCAUUAUUGCAAUUUUGUACUUAAUUGGACACUUUCCUUUGCCACAUCUAGCUGACGCCCCCCCCCCAGUUAAAUCAAAGCCUAUAGAGAUCAUAUAUUUAUGUUGUCCUUUUUCUUCUUUUGUUUUUUUUUUUAAAUCGUCACUGAAUCUUCUUUGGCUUCACCCCCCCCCUCCCCCCCCCCCAUUCAGAGCGAGGAUUGGUGGCGGUGUCUCCACACGCCGCCCUCAGUUAUUUUAACUCUGAGCUGCUCGAGAUCACCUGUGCAGACGCAGGGAAGCACAGCGACGUGACCUCUCCUGAUGGUAUGUGUGUGAAGGAGGAGAUUGUGGUGUUUAACUGUAGAGGUGUUUCACUAAAAUGCAUGAUUUUAUGUCAGGAUUAGAAGUUAGCCAUGCAGAUCUCAAAAAGACAGGAGUUGGUCUGAUCUUUAACUCUGUGUGUGUGUGUGUGUGUGUGUCAGCUCCAAGGGAAACGGCACCUAUCGAGCGACCAAUAAUUAAAAAGGUGUAGAUCCUCUUAGCGACAGCAGCAGCAGUGAGAAAGUCAAUCUCUUCUUUGAAAAGACGCAUUGAUAGGGAGGAUAGUUAAAUUGAAAUCUUAGACUGGAAAUCCAUCUCGGCUUGUGUGUGCACGUGUGUGUCCAUGUGUGUUUGCCCAUUGAAUCCGGCGCCAAAGUUCAGAUCACGAUAUUAAUGAAUACUUUGCCCCUUGUCCUUGCCUGUCAGUGGUAGUAAAAAUCUAUGCUGCCUUCAUCCCACUUCAUAGCCAUGUUAGUUUUGUAUCAAUUACACACACACACACACAGAGUGACAAUGGCGUUUCCUUGGAGAUGUACAGUUGCGCAAGUUGAGGCCUCUGUCUGCAGUCCAAUCCUCCUCUUCACUGUUUCCAAGUCUUCUCUUGAUCAUCACCUCCUCCUUUUUUUUAAAAAAAAACCAACAAAAAAUCAUGCCAUCUAUUGUUUACUGCCUUUGUCUCACUUUAAUUUUUAUUUUUAUUUUUUAAAAACAAAAUAUAUCAAAUAUAGGGAAACUUUAUUAUAAAGAGGGUGUUGCAUGAAUGUAUGUUUACAUGGGAAAUUAUGUAAAAUAAAAAAAAAAAAGAUGAUUUAUCUAACGGGAAAAAAAAAAAACACAACUUGCAAAGAUAAUUUAAGAAUGUUGUUUGUAGAGAUUCCUAGUUAUAAAGGGCAGUGGACAGGGCUGCGUCUUUAGAAUCUGCCUUGUCAAAUUUGACUUAGUCCCAGCCAACCAACUGCUCCAACCCCAUCAGACCUCAGUCCCAUCUUCACUUUAAUUGCCCCCAUGUCCCCACACAUCGGUGUGUCAUUUUUACUCCCCAGUCAAUUAAAAAGAAAGCACCCUCCAUCCUCGGUGCUUGUGUAAAGAAAGCUGUAUGACCACUUGACCUCAGUAACUCCGUCCUGCAUCUGAGUCAAAAGGAAAAAGCGUCAGGCCCACUCUCUUAGCUUUUUGGGGAACACCUCCUGUUCUUGUCCCUCUCUCUUUUCAUUUGAACUCACCCUCGACCUCUUUAUUUCCUCCAAAGAAUCGCAUCAUUAUUAUUAUUGUUCUGUUUGGAAUGUGUGUUAUGUUUUAAAGUAUCUCAUCUGUGUGCAAUUCCAAUAAGAUGUGUUUAAAAUGCCUAAAGAGCGAAGCAGAAUGUAGGAUUGAAAUGAUCUUGUACUCCAUUCUGACCUCUUAUUUUUCUUUUCUUUUUCUUUGGUUUUUUUUUUUCUUCUUUUCUUUGUUUUGUUGUUUUUCUGUUGACAUACGAUGCUGCAAUGUUGGCAAAAAAGAACAUGUAAAAUCCUGUACCAUUUAUGAAAUAUGUAUAAAAGAGAAAUGUAAUUCAAUUAUCAAUAAAAUCCUUAUCCAGGUUUUGGAGAAAGUGG
Solea solea (common sole) is the source of this 5266-nucleotide messenger RNA. RefSeq names its product mitochondrial calcium uniporter (gene mcu). The transcript has 9 exons. Gene Ontology annotation, biological process: calcium import into the mitochondrion; mitochondrial calcium ion homeostasis. Bases 97 to 1230 code for a protein of 377 amino acids. Gene Ontology annotation, molecular function: calcium channel activity; uniporter activity. The record is from RefSeq and is a predicted model, not a curated record. Lineage: Eukaryota; Metazoa; Chordata; Actinopteri; Pleuronectiformes; Soleidae. Gene Ontology annotation, cellular component: mitochondrial inner membrane; uniplex complex.